Molecule: messenger RNA, 978 nt
Organism: Cariama cristata (Red-legged seriema)
Lineage: Eukaryota; Metazoa; Chordata; Aves; Cariamiformes; Cariamidae
Product: inactive ubiquitin carboxyl-terminal hydrolase 54-like
Exons: 5
Coding region: 1-978 (325 amino acids)
Source: RefSeq, a predicted model, not a curated record
AUGGGUGUCUCGAAAACCCCAACAGCAGAGAUCGAGCGCAGUCUGUGUGGAUCCACUGUCUCUUCUGUCUCCAAGGUCACAUAUACCAGAGAACAUAGCAGGGAACCAGAAGAGGAGGAAAUGUACAGUGCAGAGAAUUUCCGUCGCAUUGCUCGCAGUCUCAGUGGGACAGUCAUCUCGAACAGAGAAGAGACUUUGGUCUCUUCUCACAGUUUUGAAGCACCAAAUACGAGGAAAAUGCCAGUGGACACCAGCCACCGUUCUUCCAGCUCCACUUCCUUUCCUUUCCCCCAUGAUCCUCCUGUGUUUCCCUUUGAUCCCCAGCACAACCCAAACCAGGUGCAGCACCUACCCCAUGAUGUACUGAUGCCCAGCAUGGUGGGCAAGGCACGUAUACCAUCAGGAGAUCAGAAGAACAUCAUCCAGAAACUUUUGGUUGUGCCUGACAGGGGUGAAGCUUUCCAAGGUGAAGACUACCCAGGAGAUGGAGCAUCAAGUGUCUCUGGCCGUUGGCUGAACAUGAGCUACCCUGCCAGGCAAACAGCCACAUUACCAGAUAAACGAACGAUGCUCUGGGGGAGACAUGCUGGCCAGCCAGGCAAGAAUUUACAGGAAGGCUUCUUCCAGCAGCCUUCACAACAUCAAAUGCAUGAAUCUUAUGCCAUUGGUUGCAGGCUGCCAGCCAGCACAGACUACAGCACUUUAAGGAUACCACAUGAGCCUUCUUGGGAUCCUGGUGCCUCUCCAGGUUGUCCUGUGCCUCCUUCCUGCGUUAAGGCCCCAGGUCCAAGGAGAGUGGAUAUGCCCCCAGAAGAAGACUGGCGACAGAACACCUACACCCCUCAGCCUGGCAGAAGGCGAAUGCUACCAAUGCAUGUGAUGGAUGGGACUUUUUCUUCUGCUUCGGAGGCACACAGAAAUACGCUGGCUCGAGCAGCAGCAGCAGCUACUAGCACCAUGCAAAAUAAUAGGUGGUGA